AGAAAAUGUUCAGAGCAUGUUUCAGUAGAUCAAAGAACAUAAGAGAGUCUGUUAAAAUUGUAAGGGCAUACGGAGUAUCUAAUUGAGCUCAGAGAAAUUUCAUGAAAAUUCAUCGCAGCAACCAACUCUUCACAAACUCUAAAGGAUUUGGUACCGCAUAUACACAGAGCCAGCUGAAUCUAUUCAAAGUUUCUGUAAGAGGAGUGAGAACUAAUCAGCAAGAGAGAGCCAAUCAGGAUUCAACAGAUGAUAAAGAAUCAGAUUCUGUAGCUGAAAUUGCUAAUGAGACAAAGCCAUCAAGAGGCAAAAGAUUCAAAAUGUGGUCAAAGAAACUUCGUAUUAACACCCUUGAGUUUAUUAAGGAUUGUCUGAGAUUUGAUAAGGAGAAGGUCACCGCAAAAUGAUCAAAUUUUGGUAGAAGAAAUUAUGUUAGAGUUAGGAGAACGUCAGCUCACUUAUGGGAUGAAGCUAAGAAAAUUGGAUAUGGAUUUGUUAAUUUGAAAGAUGACAUUAAAACAUCAGUCCUUGAUGUAAAGCAGACUCACUACUCAAGAUAUCAGAAGCCUUCAUACACAUAUUCCAAUAAAAUUCAAAGAGUCACUAAAGAUGUCAUCAAAUUCAUCCCAUUCUCAAUAUUUAUUUUGAUUCCUGGACUUGAACUUUUGUUGCCUGCUUGGCUAAUCAUCUUCCCAAAUGCCACUCCUUCUCAAUUCCAGUCUAAAGCUACAGGACAGAAGAAGAUGGAAACUCUUAUUAAAAACAGAGAUCAAGGAGCCAAAAGGUUGCUGUACAAGCUCCCAAAGUUCUUACACUUGUUAUUAGAGAAUCCACAUCUAACAAAGGAAGAAAGAGAGGAAGUAAAUGAGUUGGUCAAAUUAGUUGAAUCUGAUAAAGUUAUGUACACUGAGCUACUUCAUUAUAAGCACUUGUUCUACAAAUAUUGUGAUUUCAAGCACUUUAAGACAACAACAUUGAUAGAUAUGGCUCAUUUCAUGGGGCUGAAUCCCGUCACUGGUCUUAAUACAAUCAAUAAUUUGCUAUCCCUCUUCAGAGUUUCGAUUCAAAUUGAUAAUAAAUUCGUAUCUUGGUUCACAAAGAUCAUCUUGAGGAGAGAACUUAGACUUUUCUUCAACAAAAUCAGAAGAGAAGACUCCUACUUGUUCUGGGAACAAGUUGAGAGCUUGGAUGAAAAGGCAUUUGACAGUAUCCUUAUUGAGAGAGGAAUAGACUUUCAUAACCAAGACUAUGAUUCUAAACUCAAGGAUUACAAAAUGUGGCAGUCUAUUAGUAAUUUGGCUAAUAUUCCAGAUACACUUCUGUUGUUCUGUAGAUUGCUCGAAUUUGCAGAAGAUUUAAAGAGAUACAAUUAUUCAGAAAAGGAAGAGGAUAUGAUCAAAAGAAUCAAAUCCAAUACAGAGUACUUUGAGAGAAAGAAAAAGUUAGAAGAAUAUCUUGGAUUAUCAAAACUAAAAGCUGAAAAGAGAAAAUUCAUUUUGGCAGAAUUGGAUGUGAUUCUGAAGAAUAAAGACACUAAAGAGAAAGAUACGAAUGAAGAACUUCAAUCUGAAAAGAAGCCCUUAACUAUUAAAGAUUACAGAGAAUUUCAGACCUCAUUGGCAGAUUUUAAAAUCAGGCACAAGUCCAUUGUUCACCCUGUCAAUAAAAUUUAUGAAGAAUUUGAUGAAUUGUUGGAUGAGCUUCACCAAAACAUAGUCAUCGGCUACUUCGAAAGAAAAGAAGAUAAAAUCAUGAAGAUUAGAGAGCAUAAGUAUUUCAUGCCGAUGGAGUUUUUGAAUUCAGAAGAGUUGAAAUAUGACCUGAAGAGACAUAAGAAGGAUAAGGAGUUUUUAGGAUAAGUUC
This is a messenger RNA of Moneuplotes crassus, 1860 nucleotides long. The record is from the annotation of a GenBank genome assembly. NCBI's taxonomy places the organism in Eukaryota, Ciliophora, Spirotrichea, Euplotida, Euplotidae.